Messenger RNA from Saccostrea cuccullata (small rock oyster), 4452 nucleotides. Its product is annotated as RUN domain-containing protein 1-like. NCBI's taxonomy places the organism in Eukaryota, Metazoa, Mollusca, Bivalvia, Ostreida, Ostreidae. The record is from RefSeq and is a predicted model, not a curated record. Bases 146 to 1885 code for a protein of 579 amino acids. The transcript has 16 exons.
ACGCGCCCUAAUUGUAUUCACGUAAGAGUCCCGGAUAAACAAUGGAAAACCGACAGCUGCUGCUGAUAAUUUAGGAAAAUGUCACAGUUACAUAACACCGGGAACAACUGAAGCAUUCUUUGUGCAAGCAUAAAUAUUUUCGAGUAUGAUGGAAGAAACGACUCUACCCGCCGAGGAACCCGAGGAAUAUGAUUAUGACAGUUUCGAUGAACAGUUAGAUGAUCGUCCAACUGAAAGAUGGGCUCCUCUCGGACAAGCCACUAGUCCAGCCCCAUCAAGAAUGGAACUGAACCAUGAAAGUCACUUGGAAGAGUUAGAUCGACUGGAGAAAGAACAGGAGCAGCUGAACUCUUCACUUCUUGCCCUCACGACACACUUCGCUCAGGUUCAGUUCAGACUGAAGCAAAUAGUGAAUUCAGAGCCGGACCAAAAGGAGGUAUUGUUAAAGGAAUUAGAAGAAUUUGCUUUCAAAGGAAUUCCAGAUGUAAGGGGGAGUCGAGUACAAGAUGCACAGAUUUUGGAAGAAAGGAGUGACAAAGAACAUGAAGAUAAAAUAAAUGAACAAAGAGAGAAACAAAGGGAAUUAAUUCAACAGCUGAAAUCACAGCUUGAGGAUUUAGAAAAUUAUGCAUAUGAGACAGGAGAUGUUGAAGAGCUGCCCACUAAUAAGAUGAUGGAGAAACAGAGGAUUGUUAUCGACGAGCUUAAGACCAAACUGGACCUCAAUAUGGAGAAUUUUGAUAAACUCAGCACGGACGACUUGAAAAACGUAGUGGAUCAUGCCAUAGGACAGAUUGUUAACCCUGCCAAGGUUAAAGAAAAGCUUGUAGGACAGCUUAGAACUCAGGUGGUGGAUCUAGAGAGGUUUAUUGCUUUCCUGCAAGGAGAAGCUAGCAGCCCAGGACCUCUAGGGAAAGAGAGAUGCACUUGCCCAGUUCAUAAGUUUCCGGAUGACAGUUCCGAUACCUCAAAAGACUGCUGUACGGGAGUACCCCAAAGCCAGAAUCGUCGCCUGAAGGAGAAAGCCGAGAGGGAAAAGAAUGUCAAGGAUACGCAGGCCUUCAUCAAGAAGACCUUAACCAUACUACAGAUGUUCAUUAUCUCACAGUUUGGAUGUGGGUCAGGAGAGUUCAAGAAAAACAUGAUGAAAAAGACAACAAAGGGAAACCACUGGGGUGACCUUAGAGCUAGGUUAGAAUUGGCCAUCAACAAAACAUUAGAACUGUCACAAAAUCAAGAGGAGGAUCCAAAAGAUGACCAGAGUGAAUAUGGAAGUGAUUCAGAAGAGAGCCAGGAGCAGAGUAGUCCCGCCCUGACUCAGUGCGUGAGGAAGGACCUCGCCAUGGCGAUCCGGGACCUGAUGCAACACGGACUUAUGGAGGUGGGGCAGAGUAAGAGUUUGGUGCCUUUUGGCUGUAUCCCCAACAGAUCAGCAGCUAUCACACACUCUCUACAUGCCUGGGAUUUACUUCUCAAGUUUUAUGAUAUGAAGCAUGGCAGACAAUACAAUGAGUCCCCAGCCAGAAAGUUGUCCCAGUCCUUUCACUUGGAGAUGGUCGGGGGAAAGCCCAUCACAGCCAAACAGACUUUACUGGGGGCCAUAGACACAGUCAUCUCCUCACACACCCCACUCAAACGCUCAGAAGACUCUCAUUUUAAAGCUUUCAUCUCCUUGGCUCUUAAUGAAAAGAAGUUGGUGGUCUGGUUUAAGUUACUUUUUCGCACUCAGACUCUGAUAGAUAGCUACUAUCAGGACUGGAGUUAUGUGGCCAGGACAGGUUUUGAUGAUGCUCUUAAGUCCCUGGACAAGCUGAACAGCAUUCCAUUCAAACUUCCUGUUGACCUUGCCGUACGACCUUUCAGUAAUAUCAAGGAUGCGUUCUAACCUUCUUCAGCUUAAAGACACAAUAUUGAUGGAUUCAGCAGGGGGUAUUUACCCAAAGAUUCAAAAAAUAAGAUUCCUACUUAAGAAUUUUUUUCCAUCCCUGUCAUCUUUUCAGGAAUUUUGAACUCUGUUAAUAAUUUUUUUCACUCAACAUCAUGUGUUUGUUUUAUAAUCCUUAAACAAUUUUUGUAGAUCAUAUUUUUUAGACUUGAAACUGAUAAGAAGCAUUAUCAUUAUAAUAUUCAAUUGAUGAAUUUAAAAUUUCAUGAAUGUGCUCUUUUAUAGCAUAGAUAUGUCCAGUUUUCAUAUUAAUAUCAUAUGCAUACCAACUGACAAGUCUCGUUUUAUGUUGGAAUAAAGUUACUUAAUCUCACAAUAUUUAAUAGGAUAAACUUGCAAUUUCAAAGAUUUCGAUACACUAAAUCCAUUUCAAUUCUUUUUAACUUAGUCAGAAAACUUAUUGUUAUUAGUUUAGUUCCCUAAUGGAGUAGGAUUUUUUUUAGGGGUGGGUGGGUAGACUAGGUAAUCAUAGAGCUAAGGGGAUGUGGCUAGGUGUACUGUAGUUACUCUACUCUUUUCAAUUAUUUCUAUGCGCCAUUUUUUCAGAAGGAAAGGGCAUCAAGAGUAUUUAUUUAGCCUUAUUGGUUAUGAUAAACUAAAUGUUUUAGAAGUCCAGAUCCCUGUAUCCCUUUGGAGUUACAAUGUACCAAGUUGUAUCCACAUGUAAUUCUUGUAUAUCAUAAUGUCAUUUAGAACCAUUUCCAGCUUAGUUUGGACUUUCAGUAAGUCAUGGCAUUCUCGACGCUACAUGUUUACUGCCUGUCAAAUGGCGAAUAGAUUCUCAUUGGUUAAGAAAUUAAUAACAUCAGGAACUUUAAAUUGUUGUUGACAAGAUUGUUGAUGAGAUGAAUUAAGCUUCAGCUCUUUGUAGGAUGAAACAAUGUAAUUGGUUAUUCGAUACACUGAUUGGCAUUUGCCCGAAUUUCUAUCCCAUGUAUAUUUCAACAGUGAAGGAAAGCUGUGUAAAUUUCAGAAGCUAUUUAUGUAACGUCAAGAAUGUCACACCUUACUGAAAGUACAAACUAAGCUAGAAAUGGUCCUACCUAGGAUAAUUCAAAAUUCGUGAGUGACUCUGACAUUUUUAUGAAUAGGAAAUUCAACUUUUAUCCCUUGCUCCAGUUUAUUGAACACUGAGAUGAACUCAAUGAUAUCUCACAAUAUUCACUAUGUCCAGUUUUUUCUGACUUUAAUGUCAUGAAAUCAACACCUGCCUACCCACCUCCUUUCAAGAAAAACCUAGAUAUAUUAUGUAAAGGAUCCGGAGAUGGUGCUUUAUGUUCAUAAAAGUUAUUAUUAAAAUAUAGACAUAAUAUUUGUGCAAUAGAUAGACUGAGUAAAGAAUCUCUUCUGAAAUGUAUACAAAGUACUUCAUAUGUAGGUCUUCAAUAUUGACGCAAUACUAAUUGUAUCAGAGUUUCAUAUAUAUUAGCAUUUUUGGAUAUAUACCUGUAAGUUAAAUAUAAAGCGAAUCUCACUUUUUCUGUCUCCAAUCAUGGUUAAAUAUUCUAUAUCACUUAUAUAAUAGCUCAAUGAUAAUUAUUUAUUAGCUUUUUGUGGAUUACGCUGUAGUUGAGCAUAUUAACUAAUGAAUUCCAUUAACUUUUACAUUCCUUAAGUUAUGUUCUGAAUUAAUGAUCAUAAUAGAUCUCUUUGCUUUAUAAAAAUACAUUGUAUUUAUAAAUGUAUUUAUUCUUGUAGGAAAUCCAUCUGUUUACAUUUAUGUUAUAUUUUAUUCUUCACACAUUAUACAUGUAUGCUCAUAUUAUUAUUUUUCAAAGUUUAUGUACUAGUAUUUAUGAAAAUGAAAUCCUUUGUUCUUUAUCUGAUUAAUCUAUCUUUUUUAUGGUUGUGUUGAUAAAAUACUGCAUAUUUUUGUGCAAUAAUUUUUGUUUUGAAAUCCAGUUUCCUAUCCUAUGUAUGUUAUAAUUAUAAUAAUAAUGUACUGUACUUGUAUGUAUGAAAAGCCAAAAUUCAUCAGGUUACUGUAUGCAUGUUUGAGAAUAUUUAUUUGUAAACUUACGGGGAAAUGGGUAUAUGUAUGAUGUCAUGAGUAGUUAUUUAAAAAAGAUCAAUUUCAAAAUAUACCAAACAUUAUAAAUGUAGAUUACAGCAGUCAAAUAUCAAAUGAGAAAAUAAUUCAUAGGUAUACAUUUUUCACCACAAAUACAAUUACUAUAAAUGUUUGUAAUGAACUAUAUGUAAGUAAAAUCUUCUGCUCUCUUAUUUAUAAAAUGUGAUAAAAUUUCAAAUAAUUGGUUAACAUGUUUCUGUGCAAUAUCCUUGUAAAUAUAUAAAUAUAGUACAUAAGAGACCGUAUAACUAUACAUGCUACAUAAGUCUCUGGUUCAUGCUCUUGAGUUUACCUGCAAUACCUCUUUUUAACGUGAAUUAUGGUUAGAAGUAAUAAGAUAUUUUACUCCUAUUAAUGAUAAUUAUAAUUGGCAUUUAAAUCUCUCACAUUGUUAUCUUUGUUGUAGAAUGAAUAAAUUUAUUUUGAUGUUGCAUUA